AUUAAGGUUUCUCUGGGCGUAACAUUUGGUAGCAGGAAGAUCAAUGUAGAUCGAAAAACUAAUGAAACGGGGCGAGCACGCUUCAUUCUGGACACAUCACAAUGGAUCGGGCAAGUCAAAAUAUCGGGAUAUAUAAGCUCUAGAAAUAUUCCUAAUGUGGAGCAGAUUGUGCGCCCCUAUUACAGUGAAGCUAUGAGCUUGCUAAGACUGGAGCCCAUCUUUGGAACUAUUUUAUGUGGAAUAAAAAUCAACAUACGAGUGGAAUAUAACAUAAGCAGAAGCGACCUGAUGAAAGACUGGACAAGCGUCAUAUUCUAUUACGUGGUUAUAGGUAAAGAUGGGAUCAUUCUAAAUGGACAACAAACAAUUGUUUUAGGCACAGAGGCCUCACUUCAUGGAUUUUUAAACAUCCCAAUCACUUUCACGUCAAUGUUUGGACCAGGUCCAAAAAUGUUGGGAUUUAUGUUGCUAAAAGAUGGAUCUGUGGCUGCUGACAGACUGCUCUUUAAUGUGGAGAGGUGUUUUCCAAACCAGGUCUUGUUGAAGUUUGCAAAGACAGAAGCCAGCCCAAAGGAACAGAUAUAUAUCAAUAUCAAAGCCUCAGCUGGAUCUUGGUGCUCGAUCCGAGCUGUGGAUAAAAGUGUUCAGAUCAAUAAUGAAGACAAGGAGUUGACUACAGAUACAGUUUUUGAUUUGUUUAAAUAUUCAGUAAGAGGAGGAUAUCCGGAUAUUGUGAGUGAAGAAGAGGGCGUCUGUUGCAAGAAUUCUAACCAGUUUAUUGAUGUGCUCGCUUUAUUUAAAGAAAUUGGUUUGAAGAUACUGACAAACACUCGCAUACUGCAGCCAGGGGAAGAGCAGGAAUGCUCAUCCAUGUUGAAAGCUAUAUUGGAGAAGGAAAAGGGAUCUAGACAGCUGUCUCAAAAAUCUGAACAGCUAUCUCAAAAAUGUAAACUCAAAACAAGACAUUUUUUCCCUGACACCUGGCUCUGGAACCUGGUCGAUAUUGGGAAUCCUGUGGAUAGUAAUCUUAGCCUAAAAAGCAUCCAAGUCACGGUCCCAGACACCAUCACACAAUUUAAUGCAAGAGCCUUCUGUAUGGGUAACGAUGGUUUUGGCCUUUCCCCACAAGCUUCUUUGACCGUCUUUAAACCGUUCUUUGUAGAUCUUGCUCUGCCAUAUUCCGUCAUCCAAGGAGAGACACUCUCUAUGAAAGCGAAUGUCUUCAAUUAUCUCAAACAGUGUUUAAUGGUCCAGGUAACCCUGCUCAGCUCUACAGAUUUUUCAGUGAAGAAUUGCCAGGGCUGCCUGAAGCCUUGUUGUGUCUGCGCCAGUCAAACAGCGUCCAUUAGCUGGAAUAUCACAGCCAACACCACAGGAUCGUUGACCCUGACAGUGAGAGUGGAAGCAGUGACCAGCAGAGAUUUAUGCAAUGGGAAGAAACCAUACGUGCCCGCAAGAGGAAAUAUAGACAUACUGCAAAGACAACUUCUAGUCAAGCCUGGAGGCAUCGGGAAGGAAAUUACUGAAAAUAUGUACCUGUGUCUGAACGCUUCCGUGAACAGCACACAGAGACUAUUCUCACUUACACUUCCAAGUACAUGGGUGAAAAAAUCAGAGAGCGCCUAUAUAUCUGUGCUGGGUGACAUUCUGGGGAUAGCGCUGCAGAACCUCGAUAGACUUAUCGUAAUGCCGUAUGGCUGUGGAGAACAAAACAUGCUGACCAUGGGACCCACUAUAUAUGUGCUGGAUUAUCUCAAAGCCACCGGACAGCUGGACACUACUCAGAAAGAUAAAGGCAUAGGUUACCUGCAAAGCGGAUAUCAGCGACAGCUCUCCUUCAAACACUAUGAUGGCUCAUACAGUGCAUUCGGAAUAAUCGAUAAAGAAGGAAGUACUUGGCUCACUGCUUUUGUAUUAAAGUGUUUCUCCCAGGCUAAAAACUACAUAUUUAUUGAUGAUGACGUCCUGAGACAGACUGUGACUUGGCUUGGUCUACAGCAGGGAGUUGAUGGCUGCUUCAUCAGUCGAGGGAAACUAUAUCACUCAGCCAUGAAGGGUGGAGUAAAUGAUGACAUCUCCCUCAGCGCUUACAUCACAGCGGCCCUUCUGGAACGUGGCACCCCAGGGAAUGACUCUAUGCUCAUUCGUGCUCUCGCUUGUCUGAAAAAUAAUAUUACAAAGACUACAAACCCGUACACAAUGGCACUACUGGCAUAUACUUUCGCCUUUGCCAAUGAUUUGGCAACCAAACAGAUACUUGUGAACAAACUGCUACUGCUUGCUGUGUCCUCAGGAGGUAACCUGUACUGGACGUCCUCUAGUAGCUCAGUAUCGGUCAGUGUAGAGUUAUCCGCAUAUGUCCUCCUGGCGCUGACUACUGCCCCGAUAGUAUCACCAAGUGAUAUCCUAAAAGCCUCCCAGAUUGUCACCUGGUUGAUCAAACAGCAGAAUCCCUACGGGGGUUUUUCCUCUACACAGGAUACAGUGGUGGCAAUUCAAGCUCUGGCCAAGUACACGAGGCUAACGUUCAGUCCUAAAGGCAUCUUGUCAAUCACGGUUUCUAAGAACAGCAAGACUUUGAAGGUAUUCAAGGUGGAUGAAACCAAUCGUCUCCUCCUCCAGACGGCGCCCCUACCAGACAUUCCUGGGGAGUACAACCUGCUUGUUAAAGGGACUGGCUGUGUGUUCAUUCAGAUUGUCCUAACAUACAAUGUUCUGCCACAACCAGCACCAUCUGCCUUUAAUAUUAAUGCAAGCAUAGUACGUUGUAAGAAUACAGGAAUAAUGGUUAUUCGGAUAACAGUCAGUUACAUUGGAAAGAGAAGUGUUACUAAUAUGGUCCUUAUUGAAGUGGAAAUGCUCUCAGGAUUCCAGCCGUUUGAUGACCUAGGAGACCAGCUUGGAUAUUCCCCGAUCAUGAAAUUUAACGUUAAAAGAGAUUCUAUUACUAUUUACCUUGACAAGCUUGAUCGUACACCAGUUAAAUUCUCUGUUGUGAUAGAGCAAGUGAACCAGGUCCAGGACUUGAAACCGGCAAAUGUAAAAAUAUACGACUAUUACCAAACAGAGGAGAGCGCUGUAACUACCUACAAAGGCUGCCAGUAACCAAUCUACAGCUCCUCCCUCCAUGGACAGUACAGGACGAUAUUGCAGAGACUGGGGCUCUAGUCUUGAAUUUGAUUUAGAUUUGGAAUUAAUAUAUCUAUGGAAUCUAACCAUACUUGAUGUUUGAAUAGAUGUCACUGUUACAAUAAACUGCAUAAAGAAUAAUACAGUUUUGCCACAUUGUUUAUGAUUUUAGCAAACACAGCCAAUAUGUACGUGGUUACUGUCAUCACAUUUUUCAUUAAGAUGUCAAGGAACGGAGUACCCCCUUUAACACUGAAAGAAAUGCUUUAAUAUCUUGGCCACUAGGGGACUCACCCCCUCAAUCUGCUAUUCACUGCUUGCUGUUAGGCUCAGUAGACCAGAAAAAAGAAGAAAAUCUU
Hyla sarda is the source of this 3488-nucleotide messenger RNA. RefSeq names its product alpha-2-macroglobulin-like protein 1. Gene Ontology annotation, molecular function: endopeptidase inhibitor activity. Gene Ontology annotation, cellular component: extracellular region. The transcript has 25 exons. The record is from RefSeq and is a predicted model, not a curated record. Bases 193 to 3105 code for a protein of 970 amino acids. NCBI's taxonomy places the organism in Eukaryota, Metazoa, Chordata, Amphibia, Anura, Hylidae.